This is a messenger RNA of Cynocephalus volans (Philippine flying lemur), 954 nucleotides long. Its product is annotated as vomeronasal type-1 receptor 1-like. The transcript has a single exon. NCBI's taxonomy places the organism in Eukaryota, Metazoa, Chordata, Mammalia, Dermoptera, Cynocephalidae. The record is from RefSeq and is a predicted model, not a curated record. Gene Ontology annotation, molecular function: pheromone receptor activity. Gene Ontology annotation, cellular component: membrane. The coding region runs from base 1 to 954 and encodes 317 amino acids. Gene Ontology annotation, biological process: G protein-coupled receptor signaling pathway.
AUGGAUGAACUGAUUUCUGCAAACUUAAACUGGGGUCUUAUCUGCCUCACUUACACUGGUGCUGGAAUCCUUGGAAAUUCUUCACUCUUUUGCCUUUAUAACUUUUCUUUGCUCACUAUGCAGGUGUUGAGGCCCAUAGACUUGAUUCUUAGUCAGCUGGUCUUGGCCAACAACUUGGUUCUUUUCUCUAAAGGGAUCCCCCAGACAAUGGCAGCUUUUGGAUUGAAAUCUUUCCUGGAUAAUAUUGGAUGUAAAUUUGUCUUCUAUUUGCACAGAGUGGCUAGAGGGGUUUCCCUCAGCACUACCUGCCUCCUCAGUGGCUUUCAGGCCAUUAAACUUUGCCCCAGUAUCUCUCAGGGGAUGGAGCUCAGAUUUAGAUUUCCAAAGUACAUUGGCUUCUGCUGUUUCCUCUGCUGGAUCUUCCCACUUCUGUUAAAUAUCUUUAUUGUGAUGAAUGUUACUCACCCAAGAAAUAGCAAAAACAUGAGUACGGAAAAAACGUAUAGAUACUGUUACUCACCCAUUCCAGAGACAUUGUUAUUCUCACUACAUGCAGUUAUUUUCUCCUUCACUGAUGCUAUGUGUUUGGGUCUCAUGGUCUGGACUAGUGGCUCCAUGGUCUUUGUCCUGCACAAGCACAAGCGGCGACUCCAACAUAUUCACAGCCGCAGACUCUCCUCCAAACUUUCCCAUGAGGCCCGAGCCACAUGCACCAUCUUGAUCCUGGUGAGCAUGUUCAUCUCCUUCUACUGUAUAUCAUCCGUUUUAUCAUUUUGGAUAACCCAGACUGUGAACCCAAGCCAAUGGCUGCUGAACUUCUCCAUACUGGUGUCUUCAGGCUUCCCAACAUUCAGCUCCUUUGUGUUCCUUUUCAGUGAUAUCCGUGUCUCACGGUUCUGCUUUGCCUGUUGGACAAGGAAAACUAAUGCUCCAGCUACGGUCUCUGGGUUAUAA